UUGAUUUUCGAGGAAAAUUUCGUUGUUAACCGUGAAGAUUUUCAACGUAAAAACCAAAAAACCAAAAAAACAAACGACCAAAAAUGGAUUGGUUCGAAUUGAAUUCACAUCUUCGAUUAUUACGACAACAACAACAACAUUCGAUUCCACAGCGUUCGUCAUUUUUGAACAACCCAUCUUCGCAAUUACCAUCAACAACAACAUCGACAUCGAAAAUACCGACAAACAUCGGUAAUUCACAAUUUGUCAUCACUGGCCGUCGAUUAGAAACAUUAAAAUCCUUACGAAAAUUAUUGAAAAAAUUUCCAAAUCGUCUUAAUCGUUCAACAAUAAUAACAAUAUUUGAUUGUUUAAAAUCGAUUAUCGUUGAUUUGACUGCGAUUUAUUUCAAUCUUGAUUCCGCUCAUCAACCGAAUCAUCGAAACAACCAUCCGAAUGGUAGCUUUAUUCCACAUCCAAUGGUUCGAUGUAAUUCGAUGGCACAGAUUCCAUCAUCAACGACGAUGACCACGACGACGACGGCGAGCAAAACUCAAUCACCAUCAAUGUUACGAAAAACAUUAUCCACUGAUAAUGUUUUCAUACAAUCAAUUCGUCGUAAUGAAUUACUUGAAUCAAUACAGAUUAUUAUCGAUCUAAUAUCGAUGAAAUCUAUUCCAUCAGUGAAUCAAUCAGAUAAUCAAUCAAUCAGCAAUAAUCAACAAAUGGCAGCUGAUCAUCAGGAUGUUGAUGGCUGUCAAGAAGAUUAUUUUGGUCGAAUGUUUCUACCGGAAAUUAUCACUUUAUUGGGACACGAAUCAUCGGAUGUACAGCGAAUUUCAAUACGUUUUUUACAAUCAAACAUUUUACGUACGGAAAAUCUUCAACGUACAAUGCAAACAUUUAUUGAUUAUGGUUUACAAUCGAAGAUAAUUGCCACCAAAUUCGGUUCAUUAAAUGCAUUACCACAUUUAUUUAUACGACAGGAAUUUCGUUCGGAAAAUCUUGGACCAUUAAUCUCAUGUUUAGGUCGAAUGUUAGUUCGUACACAAACCGAACAACCACACAUUUUCUAUCCAACAUAUAUUUCAUUAGAACGUUUAAAUUCAUUGAUUGGUUCGAAACGUUUUUAUCAAUAUCUAUUCAAUUGUGGUUCGAACGAUAAUGGUGAAACGGAUAUAUCGAAAAAAGCCGUAACAAUUUAUGAAACUGUACAGAAGAGGGCACCAUCACCGCAUGUUUAUAUUUCAAAUUUUGGAAUGCAUACUUUUGUUGAUCCAUCAACAACAACAAAUGGAACAACAAAUGGAGCGAGCAAUCAACAAAGACGUGGAUCAAAACAACAACAACGAAAAUAUUCAAAUGAUUCGAACAAAACAAUCGUUGGUGAUGGUAAACGAGGAGAAAAAGAAAAGAAGAAUAAAUCAGGACAAGGACAAAUUCAAUCAUCGAAUCAUCAUAAUCGUUCGAAAUCAAUAUCAUCGAUAAAAAAUACAAAUUUCGAUAAACAACAACAAAAACAUCAUCAUCGUCGUCAAAGUAUGUCAAAUUUUCACCAAACCGAUCAAUUAUCAACAAUGGUAGAAGAAAAUGAUCGAAUUGAAGAAGAAGAACCGGAAAAAGAAAUUUUAAUGAUGUUAAAUGGUGGUGGUGGUAUGGGUGUUAAUAGUAGUGGUCAAUGGACUAAUGUUGAUGCUACUACUUCCACUAUGAAUAAUGAUGAUGAUUGGUCUGAUGAUGAUGAUAAAUCGAAUGAAAAACAGGCAACCAAUGUUGUUGAUGAAGAAUUAGAUCAUCAAGGUGGUACAUUUAUCGAAUGGAAUAUCUAA
Dermatophagoides pteronyssinus (European house dust mite) is the source of this 1808-nucleotide messenger RNA. RefSeq lists its product as uncharacterized. Gene Ontology annotation, biological process: microtubule cytoskeleton organization. Gene Ontology annotation, cellular component: cilium; cytoplasmic microtubule. Lineage: Eukaryota; Metazoa; Arthropoda; Arachnida; Sarcoptiformes; Pyroglyphidae. The record is from RefSeq and is a predicted model, not a curated record. Gene Ontology annotation, molecular function: microtubule binding.